AUGGACCCUUAACUCGGCUGGAAGCACGGAAGGAAGGAACACUUAUCCAACGAGGGCAAACGAGAGGGACCGAGCAGAAGCGAAACGCUGUGCGCAGAAAACAACCCCGUGGCUGCGGCAGCUGAGGAGAGCCUGCGCGUCUCCAAAACAACUGGCCGUCCGACUCAAAUGCUCUCUAAGCGACAAGUUUCACUUUCCACAUGCGGAUGGGUGACUUUUCACGGCACUUUGUGAGGAGGAGAUGAUGAAGAAUUUCAGCAGCAGUUCCCUUCACAGCAACAACAACCAGACUCCCAACCACGUUAGAGAGCGAAACAACAGAAAGUACAGCUUACUCUCUGCCCUACCGCUGCGAUUUUCCUUGCGAGGUUAUGGUUUCUGCAUGGCUACGCUGUUCCUCUUCUGUUUCGCCUCUCUGUUUUACCAGCUGAACGGAGGACCCCCAAAAAUCCUGCUGGACAUCCGACAGUAUCUCGGUGAAUCCACAUUUCUGGAAGACCACGGCCCUCCUGCUCCAAAUGUGCUCCCGUUCCCCAGCCAGGUGGUUUAUAACCGUGUAGGGAAGUGCGGCAGCCGGACGGUGGUCAUCCUGCUGAGAUUACUGGCUGAGAAACACCAGUUCAACCUUGUCUCCUCUGACAUCCACAAUAAAACACGCCUCACGAAACAUGAACAGGUUGAUCUCAUGAAAAACAUCAGUAAUAUCCCACAGCCAUUCCUCUACACACGGCAUGUUCACUUCCUCAACUUUACCAGGUUCAGGAUAGAGCAGCCGGUCUAUAUCAACAUAAUCCGGGACCCUAUCAACCGGUUCCUCUCAAACUACUUCUUCCGUCGCUUUGGUGACUGGAGGGGUGAACAGAACCACCUCAUCCGAACUCCAGGGAUGAAAGAUGAUGAGAGAUACCUGGAUAUCAAUGUGUGCAUUCUAGAGAAUUACCCAGAGUGCUCUAAUCCCAGAGUCUUCUACAUUAUUCCAUACUUCUGUGGACAGCAUCCUCAAUGCAGGGAGCCGGGGGUAUGGGCUCUGGAGAGGGCCAAACAGAAUGUGCAGGAGAACUACCUGCUUGUUGGUAUCCUGGAGGAGCUGGAGGAUGUUCUGCUCCUGUUGGAGAGGCUCUUACCUCAUUACUUUACUGGAGUACUCAGCAUCUACAAGAGCCCUGACUAUAAGAAGAUGGGGAAUAUGACAGGCACAGUACGUAAACACACGCCCACUCUGGAGGCGCUGCAGGUGCUCUACCACCGCAUGCGCUACGAGUAUGAGUUCUACAACUUCAUCCGAGACCAGUUCCAUCUUAUGAAGAAAAAGAUUGGCCUCAAGUCCGUCUCCCAGCCCCCUGCCCACUCACCCUCUUUCCUCCGAGAGCUGGCCCUUCGAACCCCGGAGCCUCUGGAUGAAGACGAGGAGUUCGACACAGACCUGGAGGAUGCCAACAGCUGGCUGGUCCAUCCCUAAGAGCGGUGUGGCGAACAGUGGACGUAGCCAAAAGAAGCUAAUUGGCUGGAGAUAGCUGGAGGCAGCCUGAGGGCUAAGGGGGCAUUCCCGUCCUUCAGGAUUCCUAAGAAAAGUGAUGUAUGUUUAGGGGUGUAUGGAUUCUGACGCUCGUGUUUUUACGGGCUCUACUUUCCAUUGGCAAUAGACUCCUUUCAUAACAGGCUCAGCACUGAGGACUAUGGGUUGAGUAAUUGGAAGGACAAAAUGCUCUAUUUAAAAGUUGGACAGUGAGAACAAUUGUUUAGCUCAAUUUGCUUAACUCAAGUUUUGUUUGAACUUGAGCUUGUUUUUGAGCCCUUUUAUGGAAAAAAGAGAAGACAUCAUUGCUGUAAUCUCCAGGAGAGAUUAUUUUAAGAUGUGAAGGGCUAAAUGUGUUGGGAAAUAUUCUUAGUGUUGGUUUACUGUAAGAAAGGACUUCCUAGACAUAGCCUAAAAAAGAGGUUCAUGCUUUUUUAAAAGGUGUGUGUCCUAACAGCUGGAAUGGGAAAUGGGAUCCACGAAUAAAAUAGUACCAAAACCCUUUUAUGUGUAUUAGUUGUCUAGGACUGUUGUAAGUGCCAAACCUCACUAAGAGUUCCAAUAACUGACAGAAAACCUUUGUGCACAGCUGGGGGGGUUGUGACAUAAGUCAGUUGAUAUAGUAUUGGUUAAUACAAAAAAAUUCAAUUUGUAAGAUAUUAUUAGGUAUAAAUGAGGGUUAGAAAGUAAGCACUAAAUUAUGAAUUCAAAGAAUUCAACUGUGUGUGCAUGAAUGAUUGAGUUUGACCAACCAGCAGUGUAUUUUAGCAUAGAUUUAUUAUUCGGGACAGGCGUUUUGUUCAGAGAUAAACACUAAAAAGCAUUUAUGGAGCGCAGUGUUUUUAAUCCAAAGUUUUAAAGAUUGAGUUUGCCAAAUACCAGUGUUUCUACUGCGAUGCAUUACUAAACUGUAUGAAUAUACUGUACUUUUCUGAGGUGAAAUUCUGAAGCAUAAUGAGCGGAUUGGUCACAAUACUGGAUACUAAUUUGCCUUUCAUUUAAAAUUGGAUCAUUACUGUUUAAGGGUUGUUGUCUCUCUAAAACGUGUAAUCCUCCAGCAGCUAUCUAGAGUGCAUGAUGUACCAAUCAUCCAGAGAACAGUUACCAUAAGCUAUUAUGUUUCAGUCAUCUAUGUAGUUCACUAUUCCAUCCCAAUCUCCAUUGUCUGUACCUUUUCAUUGUCCUGGUUUGUCUUCAGUGUUUCCUUUUUUGCCAGUUUAAUUUAUUAUGUUGUAUUCCUUUGCGUUCCAGACAAGAUUCUCAGGAAGGAAAAAAUAUGUUUAAUAACUUGAUCAUGUGUAUCCUUGGUUUCUGGCGGCUAUGAAACUAUUUAAAAAAUGUUAAGGUUUUCAUAUCAACAGCUGAAAACUUGUUAACAACUAAUGCAGUUCAUUAUUUUACAGUCUUCAAAAUAAAUGUCUUCUAACUAUUGCA
This is a messenger RNA of Gymnodraco acuticeps, 2950 nucleotides long. It is a transcript of the gene usta, whose product is annotated as uronyl 2-sulfotransferase a. Gene Ontology annotation, cellular component: membrane. NCBI's taxonomy places the organism in Eukaryota, Metazoa, Chordata, Actinopteri, Perciformes, Bathydraconidae. The record is from RefSeq and is a predicted model, not a curated record. The coding region runs from base 242 to 1459 and encodes 405 amino acids. Gene Ontology annotation, molecular function: sulfotransferase activity. The transcript is spliced from 8 exons.